GGGGUCCGCGUUGGCCGCCGGCGGGGACCCAGUGCUGCCCCGCCGCGCCCGCCCGCCCCAUCGCACGCUGUUGUCAUGGAGGAGCCAAGAUGGCGGCGCUGGCCUACACCGGGGGCAAGCGGGAGAUCAACUACUACUUCAGCGUGAGGAGCGCCAAGGCGCUGGCGCUGGGCGCCGUCCUGCUCCUCACCGCCUGCCACGCCGCCUCCCGCCGCUACCGAGGUGGUGAUACAUGUGAGUAUCUUCUGUCCAGUGGGAGAUUUCUUGGAGAAAAAGUAUGGCAACCUCACAGUUGUAUGAUGCACAAGUAUAAAAAUAGUGAAGCAAAAAAUUGCCUCAUAGACAAACAUGUUGUAUUUAUAGGAGAUUCUAGAAUUCGACAGCUGUUCUAUUCAUUCAUAAAACUGAUAAAUCCUCAAGUCAAAGAAGAGGGAAUUAAGCAUGGAAAUAUCCCAUUUGAAGAUAAAUCUGCUUCAAUUAAAGUGGAUUUUCUGUGGUAUCCAGAAGUUAAUGGCUCUAUGAGGCAACGUAUCAAAUCUUGGGCUGAGGGUUCUGUGGCAAAACCCCAUAUAAUUGUAGUAGGAGCUGCCACGUGGUCUAUCAAGAUUCACAAUGGCAGCAAUGAAGCUCUUGCACAAUAUAAAAUCAAUAUCACUUCAAUUGCACCUCUUUUGGAAAAAUUAGCAAUAAGUAGUGAUGUUUACUGGGUCUUACAAGAUCCUGUUUACGAAGAUAUGCUGAGUGAAAGUCGGAAAAUGAUCACUAAUGAGAAAAUAGAUGCUUAUAAUGAAGCAGCUGUUCGUAUUCUGAACAGCAGCUCCCGAAAUUCCAAAGCUAAAGUGAAAGUGUUCAGUGUAUCAAAACUGAUAGCACAAGAAACUAUCAUGAAGUCUGCAGAUGGUCUGCAUCUCCCUGAAUCAAGCAGAGAUACAAAUGCAAUGAUUCUUAUGAAUGUCUACUGCAAUAAAAUAAUGAAGCCCAUUGAUGGCUCCUGCUGCCAGCCUCAGCCUCCUCUCACUCUGAUACAGAAGAUCGCUUUCUGUUUCUUUACUUUGUCCAUUUUUGGAUAUUUAAUUAUCAGCUUAAUUCAUCGGAAUAAUUAUCGGAAGAACAAAUCAUGCACUGAUUUGGAAAGUGGAGAGGAGAAGAAACCUGCCAUCAGCACACCUAACGUUUCUACUUUAGAGAUGCUCUUACACUGCUUUUGCAAACUUGGUCUAAUCAUGACCUAUUUUUAUCUGUGUGACAGAGCAAAUCUUUUCAUGAAGGAAAAUAAAUUUUACACACAUUCAUCUUUCUUCAUACCCAUCGUCUAUAUCUUGGUUUUGGGGGUAUUUUAUACUGAAAAUACCAAAGAGACUAAAGUGUUAAAUAGAGAACAGACUGAUGAAUGGAAGGGCUGGAUGCAACUUGUUAUUUUGGUUUAUCAUAUCUCUGGAGCAAGCACUUUUUUGCCUGUGUACAUGCACAUUCGAGUUCUGGUUGCUGCAUAUCUGUUUCAAACAGGUUAUGGGCACUUCUCGUAUUUUUGGAUAAAAGGGGACUUUGGUGUAUACAGAGUCUGUCAGGUUUUAUUUCGUCUCAAUUUCUUGGUUGUGGUACUGUGCAUAGUGAUGGACCGACCUUACCAAUUCUACUAUUUUGUGCCAUUAGUCACUGUCUGGUUUAUGAUCAUUUAUGCCACCUUAGCUGUAUGGCCUCAGAUUGUCCAGAAGAAAGCAAAUGGGAGCUGCCUGUGGCACUUUGGUUUACUGCUGAAACUGAUUUGCUUACUGACAUGUAUAUAUUUUCUGUCAUAUUCUCAGGGUGCAUUUGAGAAGAUAUUUUCAUUUUGGCCAUUGUCCAAGUGUUUUGAACUGAAUGGGACUGUCUAUGAAUGGUGGUUUAGGUGGAAGCUGGAUCGCUACGUGGUUUUUCAUGGGAUGCUGUUUGCUUUUAUUUAUCUGGCAUUGCAGAAACAUCAGAUGAUAUCAGAAGGAAAAGGAGAUCCUCUUUUCUCCAACAGAGUUUCAAAUGUUUUAUUAUUUAUUUCAAUUGUGUCUUUUUUGACCUACUCUAUUUGGGCUAGUAGCUGUAAAAACAAGACAGAGUGCAAUGAGCUACAUCCUUCUGUUUCUGUGGUGCAGAUUUUAGCUUUCAUCCUUAUCAGGAACAUUCCCGGAUAUGUCCGAUCUGUGUACAGCUCCUUCUUCGCCUGGUUCGGCAAAAUUUCUUUAGAGCUCUUCAUUUGCCAAUACCAUAUUUGGCUGGCAGCAGACACAAAGGGGAUCUUGGUGCUCAUUCCUGGAUAUCCAAUGUUUAACGUUCUUGUCAGCACUUUCAUAUUUGUGUGCGUGGCACAUGAGAUUUCUCAGAUCACUAAUGAUCUAGCACAGAUUGUGGUUCCUAAAGAUAACUCAACUCUGCUGAAAAGGUUGCUAUGCAUAGCUGGAUUUUUUUCUGGACUACACUUCUUCUCAGCAAUGCAAGAUCAGUCAAGGCAUUAACUUGGAAACUUUCUUCGGGUUUACUUUGUGUCUGCCUGAACAAAACUUCUCAACUGGAGGUACAAGAAGACAUUUAAAUUAAACGCGUGGAAAAUGUAUAUAGUGGAAAUGUACAUAUUUUGUGUGGAAAUAGCCUUCUCAAAUAAUCUGAGAAACAAGAGUGCACUGUACAGAAUUGCAUGUGAAAAUGAGUCUUUUCUACUGGAUGUUUGUUUCUGUUUACAUAUCUGUUGAAGCGAGGCGGAGGCAGUGCGGUGGUUGAGCAGCACC
Molecule: messenger RNA, 2756 nt
Organism: Melozone crissalis (California towhee)
Lineage: Eukaryota; Metazoa; Chordata; Aves; Passeriformes; Passerellidae
Gene: CASD1
Product: CAS1 domain containing 1
Exons: 18
Coding region: 90-2486 (798 amino acids)
Cellular component (GO): Golgi membrane
Molecular function (GO): N-acetylneuraminate 9-O-acetyltransferase activity
Source: RefSeq, a predicted model, not a curated record